ACGCUCCCGUUGUCAAAUCUCGCGUUAGCCGCCGUCCUGAUCACUACGUAAUGUGCCGUGCUGCUUCUAGCGGCGCUGGUGACAGUGCUGAAAGCUGUUGGGUAUGAAGUGAAACAGAACAGAAUUUUUGUACCAUCCGCAACUGCUUCAAGUUCAGAUCACAACAAAGAAACUGAAGACAAACCUCCCAAAACAAAGUUGCAACACUGAAGACACGUGGACAAACAAAAGGAUCACUUCAAGGGUUUAAAACACAAGAAGUAACCAAAUCCUGAAACGACCAAAGAAUACGCACAUCAACCCAACGGAAACGUAGAUAAGAAGCAAUCCUGUGCCCAAGCAUAUUCUGAAAAGACCAUAACUGAUCUGAAACCAGAAGUUUGUGCCUACUCAACAGCUUUGACAAAGCACACGUCCCAACGCUGCUCCUAGCCCUCCUCAUCCUCACUGCACCGCCGACUCACCACCGGGGUGUGGAGUGGGCUGCUAUCUGCUACUUUUUCCCCCCAUAGUUCCCCCAUUUUUCCCUCCCUCUUCUCUUCCCUCUGUUUUCAUUGUAUUUUUUUUUUUUCUGAGCAGUGUUAUUGCACCUGCGUUUGCCUUUUUUGCGCUCGAUUUCUCCCCUUUUUUACUUUAUGCAACCAUCUAGAACUUGUGCCAGAAACCUGUAACAAGUGUGCGUGUUCAACUGUGUGCAUGAAGAGGUCUGCAAAAACUGCAAAGCCAUCAAGAUCCUGAGAAUUACAAGACACAAAACGACAAAUAAAGACAUCCAGCGGUGUAUCAUUGGGUGGUUACAUAAGAAUAGUAGUUAACAGUCAAGCAAAAAAAAAAAAAAAAAGGAAAUUCAGACAAGUAAUCAAGUUCAGCAAGUGCUCAAGCAAGUUUGGUCCGAGUUUAUGGGAAAAUAUGGGCAGCCCCUGGAAAGGCUUUGUUGAGUUUACCUUGCCUGCGUCGCCACCCACCGCGUUUGUUAGCGCUGACCUGAGCAGCACCUCCCCUGUCGGACUCAGCCUGUCGCCAUAUGGCCGAUCCCAUAUCCCAGUCCUAUCCCCAGUGUCACAAAUGGACAGAGGCUCCUCUGAACCUCCAGUGGCUCGCAGCACUGGCCCCGCCCCCUCUACCUCCACCGGUCCCAUGCCUAUCCCUCGUUCCUCCUCCGUCUCUUGCCACGCCCACCCAGGAAGUAAAAAACACAAGCGGACUCCCUUGUAUCAGAGAUCAAUGAGUUUUGACCCAGGAAUGCUCCAUAACAAUGGGCACACUGCAUACGCCAACGGCACAGGGCCUGGCAUUAGAGAGACUGGUGUUGUGGAGAAGCUAUUGACGUCCUAUGGGUUCAUCCAGUGCUCCGAACGUCAGGCUCGCCUCUUCUUCCACUGCUCCCAGUACAAUGGCAACCUGCAGGAGCUUAAAAUAGGAGAUGAUGUAGAGUUUGAGGUAUCCUCUGACAGGCGCACUGGCAAGCCCAUAGCAGUGAAAUUGCUAAAGAUAAAGCCAGAGGUGCUGCCAGAGGAGCGCAUCUCGGGCCAGGUGGGGCCAGACCUGCACGCCUAUCCCUUUACUGUGCUGCAUGGUUAUAUUCAUCCAGUCGUCUCAUCUAUUCCGCUGCACUUGGAUGGAAAGUCUGCUCCUGGCCAGGUGCCCACUGGCAGCGUUUGUUAUGAAAGAAAUGGGGAAGUGUUCUACCUGACCUAUACUCCUGAAGAUGUGGAGGGUAACAUCCACUUGGACACGGGUGACAAAGUCAGCUUUUAUAUGGACACCAACAAACAUACCGGUGCGGUCAGUGCUCGUAAUAUUCAGCUUGUGAAGAAAAAGCAGAUGAGGUGCCAGGGUGUGGUGUGUGCUACGAAGGAGGCCUUUGGUUUUAUUGAGCGGGCAGAUGUGGUGAAGGAGAUAUUUUUUCACUACAGUGAGUUCAAGGGUGAUCUGGAAGCUCUUCAGGCCGGAGACGAUGUAGAGUUCACCAUCAAAGACAGAAAUGGUAAGGAGGUAGCUACAGAUGUGAGACUGCUCCCCCAAGGAACAGUCAUCUUUGAGGAUAUCAGCAUUGAGCAGUUUGAAGGCACUGUUGUCAAGGUCAUUCCUAAGGUCCCCACCAAAAACCAGAACGACCCUCUACCGGGUCGCAUCAGUGCCAGGAUCGGCUUCACUGACAAGGAAUUGCCAUUUGGUGAGAAGGACACCAAGUCCAAGGUGACCCUUCUGGAGGGAGACCACAUACAAUUCAACAUCUCUACUGAUCGCAGAGACAAACUGGAGAGGGCUACAAACAUCGACAUCCUCCCAGACACCUUCAAUUUCACCAAGGAGACUCGUGAAAUGGGGGUGAUUGCAGCUAUACGCGAUGGCUUUGGUUUCAUUAAGUGUGUGGAUCGAGACGCCAGGAUGUUCUUUCACUUCAGUGAAGUCCUGGAGGAGAGCCAGCUGCAUAUCUCAGACGAAGUGGAAUUCACUGUUGUGCCUGAUAUGCUGUCGGCUCAGAGGAACCACGCAGUGCGCAUCAAGAAGCUUCCCAAAGGCACCGUGUCCUUCCAUACCCAGUCUGAGCAGCGUUUUGUGGGUGUAGUGGAGAAGGAAGUUAUUGCAGCCUCCAAGAAUGCCAGUCCUACCAAGAGCAAGGAGAAGAAAAAAGACAAGGGUAAAAUUGUAGAAAAGGAAGCUGAGGAAGGAAUGAUUGCAUAUGAAGACUGUGGAGUGAAGCUCACUGUGCCAUACCACACCAAGGACCUGGAGGGAGGAGGCCACCCACAGGCUGGAGACAAGGUGGAGUUCUCCAUCAACGAAGUGAAGCGAACCGGCCAGCAGAGUGCCGUCUCCAUCCGUGUCCUGAACCGCAACGCCUCCAUUGCCAAGAGGUUGCACGGAUUUGUUGCCACGCUGAAAGACAACUUUGGCUUCAUUGAGACGGCGAAUCACGAUCAGGAGAUUUUCUUUCACUACAGUGAGAUGUGUGGAGACCUGGAGAACCUGGAGCUGGGCGACACGGUAGAAUACACUCUGUCUAAAGGCAAAGGAAACAAAGUCAGCGCCGAAAAGGUCACCAAGGUGGCUGCAGUUAACGGCACCGGUGAGGAUGUGAGUGCGUCAGUAAUGAUGGGGAAAGUCAUCCGUCCCUUACGCAGCGUGGACCCCUCCCAGACAGAAUACCAGGGGCUUAUUGAAGUAACAGAGGAAGGAGGAACUAAAGGGCAGAACUAUCCAUUUGGAAUCAUGGGCAUGGCCAGCAAGGCGGACUGCCUGCAGAAAGGAGAGCUUGUGAAGUUCCAGGUUUGCACAGUUGCCCAGACGGGUCAGAAGAUGGCCUGCAAUGUGGUCCCUCAGCGCAGAGCAUUGGUGGAGUGCGUCAAAGACCAGUUUGGCUUCAUCACGUAUGAAGUCGGUGAGAGCAAGAAGCUGUUCUUCCAUGUGAAAGAGGUGCAGGACGGCCUGGAGCUGCAGACCGGGGACGAAGUGGAGUUCUCGGUUGUCCUCAAUCAACGCACAGGAAAAUGUAGUGCCUGCAACGUACGCAGAGUCAGUGAGGGGCCGAAGCCAGUGGUGACGCCGCGUCCUGAUCGUCUGGUCAACCGACUGAAGAGCAUCACUCUGGACGACGCCAGCGCUCCCCGCCUAGUCAUCGUGAGACAGCCCCGCGGUCCUGACAAUUCAAAGGGCUUCAACGUGGAGCGCAAGACUCGCCAGCCUGGUGUCAUCGACUGAGCGAUGCAGAGCUCGGCCCGUUGGGAGUUGGUGGAUGCUGUCCCAGAGGCGGCAGCAGCAGGGGGAUAAGGGAAUUUGAUUUGACACAUGCUUGUACUCAAACUCAUCCACAGAACAUACGCACACAUACAGUAAUCAGCAUGUGUAAUCUUUGUCCCCAUUGAUGCGUGCGAGGGAACCUUUCUUAUUCCACAGUUCCCUGCCUCCCAUGUAUGAUGUAAACAACAAGGUUCCACCCUGCAGCGUACGUGGGAUCUCUUGAGUGUGUGUGCGUGUAUCCUAGAAGUGAUUAGUGUGUAAUGGAGGUAUUUGUUUCUGAGGGCCUGGUUCCUCUAAUCAGAGUGACGAUUGUGUGGCUGUCUGUGUCCUGAUCUUUUGAAUCUGCUUUGUCUGGAAUUCUGCACCUGUAACUGUCCAGUAGUUUGAUAGAUUGGUAAACGAGUGACUGUUGGCAUGUCUUUGAACCUCUGCUCCAUUUUUGUUCCUUGUACUUUUUGCUCCUUUACCCAUGGAAACUUAAAUAAUUUCUUUAUCGAGUUUCCUCUACUGUAUGCUUUCCUACAAAACGCAUAAAGCAAAGCAAAGUUCCCUCCAUAAGGAGGAUCAUAUUUCUCAUAUGUGCGAGCUUAAACUGAGGAUUCUUCUCUGCUCGGUUUUUUGAGCAGUUUUUAAAAUGCUUUAUUGAAGAGCUGAAGUGAAAGCAUGUUGCGUGCGUGUGUGUGCAAGUGUGUGUGUGUGUGUGUGUGUGAGCGAUGUAUGUGAAUGUCAAAGUAGUUUAUCUAAUGGGAUUCACUUUCAGCAAUCUGGAGCCUUUAGAUGCCUUUUUGGUAUUCACAUGCUCCACUUAAGCAUUUUUCCCAGGUGCAGAAUUCCUUGUGGCAUCUUAUAUCUGCAGUUCUUUUAUACUCUCUCUCUUUUGUUUUUUUUUUCUUUGUUUUUUUUUCUUGCACAUAUUUUUUGCUUUUUUUUUUCCAUUGAAACUCAAAUGCUAAUAUUGAAUUCAGUAAGAAUAAGGUGCCUAAAAAAAAAAAAAAAAAACACAAAAAAACACACAAAAAAAAACUACAAG
Molecule: messenger RNA, 4774 nt
Organism: Stegastes partitus (bicolor damselfish)
Lineage: Eukaryota; Metazoa; Chordata; Actinopteri; Pomacentridae
Gene: csde1
Product: cold shock domain containing E1, RNA-binding
Exons: 24
Coding region: 910-3705 (931 amino acids)
Molecular function (GO): nucleic acid binding
Source: RefSeq, a predicted model, not a curated record